AUGCGGACCAGCAAGAAGAACGAGGACAGCGAAAACAAGAAGCACCGCUUCGUCGACAUCUCGCGCUCCGCUCUCUUCAUCCAGGCCCGCUUCCGCCACGCCAAGACGGUCUUCCGCGACUUUGGCCCAAGCGUUUUCUGCAACCGCAUGGGUGACCCGUGCGACCAUGGGGACAUCGUCUUUCUCUCGGAUCGCGCGGCCAAGUACAUCGUCCUGUCCGAGACGUCGUCCACGGGCCUCCUCUCCAAGUUUGUCGAGGGCUUCUGGGGCGUGAGCAAGCCGGAGGUUCUGAUCUCGGUCACCGGCGGCGCGCGCGACUUUGAGCUCUCGCCGCCGCUCGCACGUGCCUUCAAGAGCGGGCUCGUCGAGGCGGCGACGUCGUCGCGGGGGUGGAUCGUGACGGGCGGCACCGACACCGGCGUGAUGAAGCUCGUCGGGGACGCCUGCCUCGAGUCGCACCUCUCCGUGCCCGUCAUCGGCAUCGCGCCGUACGGCGCCACAAACGGCAACGACAAGCUGGCUGGCCAGUUCCGGCGCGUGAUGUACACCAACGUGCCCUCGCCCUCCAAGGACGGCGCACCGCUGAAUGGCGGGCACACUCACUUCCUCCUAGUCGACAGCGGGCUGGCGGGGCGCGGCGCGUGGGGAACAGAGAUCAAGCUGCGCUCGCGGCUGGAGAACUUCUACGUGGAGCGCAAGGGCGUCCCGAGGGUGGUCCUCGUGGUCAACGGCGGGCCGGGCACCAUGGAAACCGUCCUCGAGGCGGCUCGCGCCCCGUCCCCCAUCCGUCUCGCGGGACGCUAG
Molecule: messenger RNA, 804 nt
Organism: Emiliania huxleyi CCMP1516
Lineage: Eukaryota; Haptophyta; Isochrysidales; Noelaerhabdaceae
Exons: 3
Coding region: 1-804 (267 amino acids)
Biological process (GO): monoatomic cation transmembrane transport
Molecular function (GO): monoatomic cation channel activity
Source: RefSeq, a predicted model, not a curated record